This is a messenger RNA of Argentina anserina (silverweed cinquefoil), 768 nucleotides long. Its product is annotated as glutaredoxin-C9-like. NCBI's taxonomy places the organism in Eukaryota, Viridiplantae, Streptophyta, Magnoliopsida, Rosales, Rosaceae. The coding region runs from base 86 to 520 and encodes 144 amino acids. The transcript has a single exon. The record is from RefSeq and is a predicted model, not a curated record.
AUUCCUCCACCGCCUACCCCCCUCAUCCUCCACUCUUUUCUCCUCUCGAAUCAAUCUUGAUCGAAAGAAUCAUAACUUUGAUAUAAUGCAAGCUAUUCCAUACGGAUCAUGGGCGUCUAGCGUCCACUUGUCGUCGACACGGGAAGACGUUUCAGUUUCUGCUCCGGUGUCGGCCGCCACGGUGGCAGCCACCGUGAAAAAGCUGGUGUCCGAGAAUGCGGUUAUAGUCGUAGGGAGGCGCGGCUGCUGCAUGAGCCACGUGGUGAAGCGGCUGUUACUCGGCCACGGCGUGAAUCCGACGGUUUUCGACGUGGACGAGGAAGACGAUGCCGCUGUUGUUGUUGAACUACGUAAGAUGAUGACGAUCGUCGGAUACGAGAGUGUUAUUGACAAUUGGCCGCAGUUUCCGGUGGUUUUCGUCGGCGGGAAGUUUUUUGGUGGGUUGGAAAGGGUUAUGGCGACGCAUAUCUCCGGCGAGCUAGUACCGGUGUUAAAAGAAGCUGGAGCUCUCUGGCUUUGACUUCAUUGAAUUAGUUACCAUCUACGGAGUGGUUUAUUUACGUUUUUGUUCUUCGAUCUGGGUUGUCUGGAUAUUGUGGUAGCUGGAUGUUGUUCCUUUUGGAGGAUUAAAUGAGAGAUGGGAAUGGAAUUCCAGGAUAUGCAAGCAACGUUUAAUUUGGUUUUCCUAACGUAACGUGUAUAUUCUUUUGGAAGUAAUGCAGAGAGAGUUUUAAUUCCAGAUAAUAUUAGCAUGUCAUUUUCUUCUCG